This is a messenger RNA of Hippoglossus stenolepis (Pacific halibut), 2512 nucleotides long. RefSeq names its product cytochrome P450 1A1 (gene cyp1a). Gene Ontology annotation, molecular function: heme binding; steroid 17-alpha-monooxygenase activity; oxidoreductase activity, acting on paired donors, with incorporation or reduction of molecular oxygen, reduced flavin or flavoprotein as one donor, and incorporation of one atom of oxygen. The transcript is spliced from 7 exons. NCBI's taxonomy places the organism in Eukaryota, Metazoa, Chordata, Actinopteri, Pleuronectiformes, Pleuronectidae. Gene Ontology annotation, biological process: progesterone metabolic process; hormone biosynthetic process. The record is from RefSeq and is a predicted model, not a curated record. The coding region runs from base 177 to 1742 and encodes 521 amino acids.
AUAAAGCCAGAGCCCAUUCUCUGUUUUGAAACAUUAAGAGAGUAUGCUCGGACAAUAACUCAACUGAACUAUUUAUAUUUUUCUGCAAAGCCCUUUUUUGGGGACCACGUCACAUCGUUCCUCUCUCACCGUUUCACCGAGAUUGUGUUGAAGCCAGAAAAAAAAGAGUCGUCAUUAUGGUGCUAAUGAUACUGCCAUUCAUUGGAUCUGUGUCUGUAUCCGAGAGUUUGGUGGCCAUGACAACGGUGUGUCUGGUCUACCUGAUUCUUAAGUUUUUCCACACUGAGAUUCCUGAAGGGCUCCGUCGGCUUCCUGGGCCGAAGCCCCUGCCUAUCAUUGGCAAUGUGCUGGAGGUGGGCAGCAAACCUUACCUGAGCCUCACUGCUAUGAGCAAGCGAUACGGCCAUGUCUUCCAGAUCCAGAUCGGCAUGCGUCCUGUGGUUGUGCUGAGCGGCAGCGAAACUGUUCGACAGGCGCUCAUCAAGCAAGGGGACGAGUUUGCAGGCAGACCCGACCUGUACAGCUUCCGCUUCAUCAAUGCCGGCAAGAGUCUGGCCUUCAGCACGGACCAGGCCGGCGUCUGGCGUGCCCGCAGAAAGCUGGCCUACAGUGCCCUCCGCUCCUUCUCCACCCUGGAGGGGACAACUCCAGAAUACUCCUGUGUUCUGGAGGAACACAUCUGCAAAGAGGGGGAGUAUCUCAUCAAACAGCUCAACACUGUCAUGAAGGCCGAUGGCAGCUUUGACCCAUUCCGCUACAUUGUUGUGUCUGUGGCCAACGUGAUCUGCGGAAUGUGCUUUGGCCGACGCUACGACCACGACGAUCAGGAGCUGGUCAGCUUGGUGAACCUCAGUGAUGAGUUUGGCCGGGUGGUGGGCAGUGGAAACCCUGCAGACUUCAUCCCUAUCCUUCAGUACCUGCCCAGCACAACAAUGAAGAACUUUUUGCGCAUCAAUGAGCGCUUCACCGAGUUCGUGCAAAAGAUCGUCACCGAGCACUACACCACUUUCGACAAGGACAACAUCCGAGACAUCACAGACUCCCUAAUUGAUCACUGUGAGGACAGGAAGCUGGAUGAGAACUCGAAUGUCCAGAUGUCCGACGAGAAGAUUGUAGGAAUUGUCAAUGACCUGUUUGGAGCUGGUUUCGAUACCAUCUCUACUGCCCUGUCAUGGUCGGUGAUGUACCUUGUGGCGUACCCAGAGAUACAGGAGAGACUUUAUCAAGAAAUAGAGGACAAAGUGGGUCUGGAUCGCAUGCCUCUUCUCUCUGAUAAACCCAAUUUGCCUUUCCUGGAAGCCUUUAUCCUGGAGAUCCUUCGACACUCUUCGUUCCUGCCCUUCACCAUCCCACACUGCACCGCUAAAGACACAUCUCUGAACGGCUACUUUAUUCCCAAAGACACAUGUGUCUUCAUCAAUCAGUGGCAGAUCAACCAUGAUCCAGAGCUGUGGAAAGAUCCAUCUUCCUUCAACCCAGAUCGCUUCCUGAGUGCCGACGGCUCUGAGGUCAACAAGCUGGAUGGCGAGAAGGUGAUGGCUUUCGGCAUGGGAAAGCGGCGCUGCAUCGGCGAGGUCAUCGCACGGAAUGAAGUCUACCUCUUCUUGGCGAUCAUCAUUCAGAAGCUGCACUUCCACUCGAUCCCGGGAGAGAAGCUAGACAUGACACCUGAAUAUGGUCUCACAAUGAAGCACAAACGCUGCCACCUGAAAGCCACAAUGCGAGCGAGGAACGAGCAUUGAAGCUCAUCACCAUGUACAAUAUGUGACUCAGCAGGUCACAGUCAGAUUAAGAGUCAGUGGAAGAAGAAUCUCUCUCUGAAUGUAAUAGGCUUGAUUCCAGAUUUGAUGUUCAGAGCGUGUGGCAUUGAAGCAUAUAAGUGACAUGUGUCUGUUGCGGAGUGUCAGAGGUGUCUGGGUUUUUGUGAACAUAUCUCUGCUAUGAUUUAAGUCGAAGAGAUAUUCCUGCACAAGGCAGAUUCUUCUCAGUGAAGUAUAAGGAGAUCCUUGGUUCUUCUGUUGUGUUGUUCACUAAUCUGCUUCAAUUCAGAAGUUGUCUUGUUCAACUUUGGGACAGACAGUAUAUGGUUUAAUGGAUAGGCAUUAUCAUUGCAACAUAUUUUUUUCUAUUGAGAACAAAUAUCACCUUAUGACACCAUUUAUACUUGUAAGCUACAAUUUUUUAAUUCCAUUAUAAUGUCGACGUAAGACACUGAAGAUAUAUUUGUAUCCCAGAAUGUGAUUGUGUGUGUGUAUAUCAAGUUCUUUCGUAUUUCUUGAAAAUAAUUGUUUAUUGUGCCCAGUGUUUGUAUAUAAUUGAGGUGAAAGUGUUUUUCUGUGCAUCUACAUGAUUUAUGAGAAUACCAAAAGAGUUCCAGUGAUGUUUGGAAUAUAUUAGUAUGCUAUAAACUUUUGUAUUUCUAUCUCUAAUGUAUUGAUGAUUGUCUACGAUGUAAGGAUGGAACAUUCUUUAAUCAGCCACACAAAUAAAGUAAAACAAAUGUUUGAAUUUA